AUGGCAGCAUUCCUUUCUCUGAUGGUAGAGGGGUCUAGAGCUUUGAAUGGAAUCAAGCUCACAGUCAGAUUAUUGGAGAGUGAAAAAACAGCAGCUGAAGUCCUUGAGCGCCAAUAUUUGUUUAAGAAGAAAUCAUUGACAUAUUCUUCUCAGAUUGCAUUCCAAAAGGCCACAGAAUCAACAAACACUGUGGUAUUCCCUGUUACACAUGAACAAUUAGUGAACAGGAUGAAGAAUUCCAAACAGAUCCAGGAAGAGGUAAAGAAACAGUAUGGAAGUUCAUCAACUAUGAGCUCAUCUCCACCAAUCCCAGAAGUUGAACCACAUCCUAGGAAUUCAGGCCAUUUUGCCCAAAAAGAGGUGGUGGUUCCAGUGUCACCACCCAUUCAGAAUUCUGUACCUAAAGGAGAAAACAAAUCCAUGGUACCAGGAGCUUCAUUGCAACCAAAUACCUUCCAAAGAACAAAAAAAAGAGAUAUGAUGAUUGCAGCAUGCCUAAUUUUCAGAGGAAUGUUUCUGGGGUGGUGGUAUCAAACUUGGGCACCAGACUUUUAUCGACUUGUGUAUGGAAAUUCUCUAAUCUGA
This is a messenger RNA of Melampsora larici-populina 98AG31, 585 nucleotides long. RefSeq lists its product as uncharacterized. The record is from RefSeq and is a predicted model, not a curated record. The transcript is spliced from 4 exons. Lineage: Eukaryota; Fungi; Basidiomycota; Pucciniomycetes; Pucciniales; Melampsoraceae. The coding region runs from base 1 to 585 and encodes 194 amino acids.